GGGGGAGGCGUUUGGCUCGGCGAAGACGGGGAGUGAACGAGCAGAGAGGGUAAGAAACCAGCGGAUCUGGCCCUUUAAAUCACCAAUACAGCGCAUUCGGAGAGACAAGCCAAUGUGAGCUCAGCUGCCGUCCGGCUCUGUCGUUUUGACUUGGCAACUGUUUCGCGGCCCUCCGUGCACCGCUCAGAUCUCCAUCCAGUCACAUCUGUGUUCAGAGAGAGUCCUGUCUGCCUGCCAUCAGUCAGUUUUCUCCUGUGUUGGUGUAUUCUGAUGGAUCAGUAUGUCUACCACUAAUAAUAUCGCCCAGGCCCGGAAACUGGUGGAACAGCUGAGGAUUGAGGCAGGGAUUGAACGCAUUAAGGUGUCUAAAGCAGCAGCAGACCUGAUGAGUUACUGUGAGCAGCACGCUCGUAGCGACCCUCUGCUGGUUGGGGUUCCCACCUCCGAAAACCCUUUCAAGGACAAGAAGCCCUGCAUCAUCCUAUAGCCGCGCUGCGCUCCUCUUGCCAUCACACACACACUUAUACACAUGCACAUACAGACACACAUGAGUGCACACAUUCAGUACUUAAAUUGAUCCCCAGACACACACACACAUGCAAACACACACUUCAAGCAGCCCAUCUAGCCGACACACACACUCUUACAAACACUCCCAAAAUAGCCACUCUGGAAAAGCGCCAUACCCCGGAGCCACAGCUAAGGGGCAGGUAUCUUCUGUUCACAGUGGCUGAGAUCAGUAUAUCACUGAGUAUGAUCCAAGGUGCUUUGGUAAUAUUCAUAUAUGCUGGUAAAUUAACUACAGCUUAACUUGAAAAGGGAUUUGGACAUUAAUAAUCAGUAGGAAACCAGGAUUUCUUUUUCCUUUUGUCAUGAAAUGAGGGGUUGGGUAAAGGAUGGACAGCAGUGCCAUAGGCAAGGAGUGGGAGGAUGCAUGUGGGCAACACAAAUGGGCGGUAGGCGCUCCUGCCGACUGUGCCAAACACGACCUGGUGUCCCAUUAAAAGCUCAAUAAAAGCUUCUUUUUUUUUUUCUUGUGGGUGUAUUAAAAGGUCUCAGAGCUUUGCCCACGAACCUGCCUGUGCUAAAACAUGGCGGGUAUUUUUGGAGCGAAAGCCUUUGCCUAUAUCGGGCUAGCAUGUUCCCACCCAAACCUGUAUCAACAGACCUUCUCUGCCUGUGGCCUCACUGCGGCCGUCUGCAGCCUUUGGCCAAACCUCCAGCCGUGCCAACCUGUACAGAGAGUCGUCUCUAGAUGCUGAUCUGCUGUCACCGAUUCCACUGCAGUUCAUUAUGGCUGCAGUUGGCUGAAAUCGAUGUCUAGGCUGACCUCAGAUCUGCACCUAUGAGGGGAACAUAGUGAACUGCUCUACACAGAACUCAAGCUAUUAACCCUGGACGUUUACUGCAUUUUUCUUAAGAAAUACUUGUUUGUGAACUCAAUGUAUGUUUUGAUAUUUUGUUGAAGCAUUACUUAACAGAUAAGAUAAUACUUUUUUUAUUGUUUUGCUUUGACAUAGGUGUUGCCCCUGGCUGAUCGGGUUUCUCUUCGCGUUAAAUGCUAGUAUUAAUGAAACGACAGGAGAUCUAGUUGUAAGCCAGGGGUAAUACCUAACCAGAUACCUGCUAGGAUCUUAAACAAAAAGUUUCUACUGUACAUCAAGCCUCCCUGUGCUUUACCCUGAGAGAGGGCGAGGUCGCAGACUCAACCACACCCGAGAAUCAGUCUGCAAGGACUGCAAGGCUGGAGGAGAAAAUCUUUUCAAUUGGCAGUUUUUAUAAGGUAAAGGGACGAGAUGUAUUGCACUGGAUAGUGCAAAGAUGGAGGUGCUUGUUUUUGUUUUCCUCUACAGUAAAAAAGGGGGAUAUGUCCUGUUUUAACGCAUAACAAUUCUGGCUUUAAAUCGGAUUAGAAUAACCAGCUUCACCAGUCAGGUUUCCAGCCUCCCCCUGCAGAAGAGCUCGCUUUAAUGUGAGCUCAGACUGGUCAGGGAGUGGAACCGCAGUCCGCUCUCGGCUUCCUCUUCCCUCGUCUCCUCCACGAUGCUCCUCCUCUCUGACAAACCAAACUUGAUUGUAAAAGCUGAAGAUGAAGUGAAAAAAAAAUGAAGUCAAGAGAAACAAACUAAGUGUAUAAACUUUCUUUCAGACGUGCAGAAGUGAUAAGUUGAAGAGUAGCUGUUUUGGGUUUAUUUUUUGAGUUUCUUCUUUCUAUGGAGUCCAUGGAACCUGGUCAGUUGAGUAUUACCCUGUACAGUGUUUGUAAGAUACAAAAUCUAAACACAGAAUCCCCUUCUGUGGGUGUUGGAUUUUUUUAGUACUACUUAUUCUGUUUCGUCAGUCAGGAUCAUGUCUGUCUUCAUUUCUUACUUUUAUUAUUAUUGUUUUUUUGUCAUUCAGGUUUUAGAGGCUUACGAUAAGGGAGGAUGGUUUUAACCACCGAUACAAACACCUGAUAGAAACAAAAGCCCUGUUAGGUUUAGGAUCGUAUCCUGUUAGAGGAUGAAUCAACAUCGGACCUCAUUCCAGUGGCAAAAACCAACCUCCUGAUCUAUCCUUUAACACCAGAGCAGCCCUCAGUUUUUUGGUGGGCGACAGGCAACUAGGACAACACACACAUAACACACACACACACACACACUCUCUCUCACAGCUGUUUUAAGUUUGACUGUCAGAGGUCAAAGGUUUAAGGAGUGGCCAGGCUGGGUAUUGAGAGCUGCUUGUGACGGUUAAUUGCUGAAAGAAGGGAGCUUUGUGACAUCAUAUUUACAUUUGAGCAUUUAGGCAAGGCUUUUGUCAGGAUUAACGCACAGUGGCAGGGCAGGGUGGAGUCUGUUAGACAGGACUUAUGGCUGCUGAUGGACUGUUGAGGAGUUGAACCCACUGCUUCUCUGUUCUCUAAUCACUAGGUCAAUAUGUGACACCUGGUGCACUGACUCCUGGGAGUCAGGAGGGCUUUUCUUGGAAGUCGUGAGAGGUGAGCAGUUGUUUGGUGUGUGCACAUUUUAAAGUGCAGACGGUCCACUGGGGACGCCACGCAAAAAUACCUGCGUUGUAUUUAGUCCUGGAAGUGUGCAAAAUUUAAAGCCUUUAAGAAUUUGUGAACUUGUCUUUAAAGGAAUAGUUCGACAAUUUAGGUACGCUUAUUUGCUUAUUUGCCAAGAGUUAAGUGAGAAGAUUGAUACCAGUGUCACUGUGAACUCCCAUUUUGAAGCCUUGAGUUUGGCAUUUUGGCCGUCACCAUCUUGGAUUUUUGGAGCCACAACUGACUCAAGGUGACCUGGAUGAAUUUAAAUGGGUGAGUUAUAUAAAAAUACACCCUCCGCCAGUUGUCCUGAAUGGGGAGCUAUUGAGACCAAAUUGUACCAGGCUGUAAACAUGUUCAUUUCUGCUGUGAAGUUGGGCAUUUUAACAUGGGGGUCCAUGAGGAUGUGCUCGCUUUUGAAACCAGCCUCAAGUGGCACUUCUGCGUUGGCUUCAUUUUCAGCUCUGGAGGUUGCUGUUGCUGGACACAGUGGGAGACAGCUAGCCUGGCUCUGUCCACAUGUAUCAAAACCUCUAAAGUUCAUCAAAUUAACAUGUUAUAUUUAAUUUGUUUAUUCAAAGUAGUGGUUUUUGGGUAAGGUUAAACUUUAGAGGCACCGAUUGGACACAGCUAGGCUUUAUAUUUCCCUGUUUCCAGCCCUUAUGCUAAGCUAAGCUAACAGGCUGCCAGUCUUGGAACCCAUUGGCUAUCGGUGUGACGAUGAUAAGAGUCUUGGGGCAAUGGCCGAUAUUUUUGGAGAGCAAGCAAACAUCCGAGCCAAGAUUUGCUCUUCAUGUGCCCUCAUCAGUAAACGGAUAUGUUCAUAUUAAUGCAGAUGUAAGCCUGUUUAUCCUAAUAAAGCUAAUACAAAGCUAAAUUGUCAUCAGACGUCAGCCAGUGGGUUUCUGAGAUUGCAUUUUGGUCAACAUGUUUCGCCUCUCUACACCGACUGUUUACCUGCUGCUUAAACGUUAUUGGUCUAUGCUACUGUACGUCAAACGGAAACUAGAACACUUCCGAUACCAAAAUCUUGUCCACUAUGCUACAGAUUCUGCAUACAUAUGCUGAUAUAUGUUCAUAGAGAUUAAGGCUGCUGGCUGUAGCUUCAUAUUUGCCCUACAGACGUGAAAGUGAUAUUGAUCGCCUCAUUUAACUCUCAGCAAUAAAGCAAAUAAGUAUAUGCUUUAAAACUUGACUAUUAUUAUUUCUUAAAAAAAAUACAACUUUGCAAUUCAAUUCAAGGCUAAAUUGCUAAUUAACAUCACUGCUUGCUCACUGUAGGCGAUGGUUCCUGCUGCAAAGCCCUGUUUCAUUUCUCAUUUGCCUUUGUUCCAAACAGAGGCGGUUUCCAAAGUACAGAGAGAGCAGGAGCUGGAGAAAGGCCAGAGAGGGCUGACUGUGUGUGUGUGUGUGUGUGUGUGUGUGUGUGUGUGUGUGUGUGUGUGUGUGUGUGUGUGUGUGUGUGCGUGCGUGUGUGUGUGGGUGCCGGGUGCUAGUGUUUGGUGGCUGAAAAGGAUGAUUUGGCAGAGGAGUAGGCGGAGAAGAGAAAAUAGAGGUGCACGCAUGCGAGUGUGUGUGUGUGUGUGAGUGCAGACACAGUGUGUAAGAGCACACAGUGCCUCCAGUGUCGCAUAGUAAUGUUACAGUACUGCAGCCCUGCAAUUCCAGGUCAGGGCAAGUCUGACCGGAGGAGAGGUCAUGUGACGCUGUGUGAGUCAGAGCAGCAUGCAUGGCCUCCACACACUCCAUCUAUCUGUCAGAUGCUAGUGUGCACAUUCUGCAGAAGAAGGAUUCAGUCACAAGCUCAAAUCAUUCGGUUGACGUGUGGGAAGCUAUUUUUGAUGUGAUGACCAAUAAUAACCCCAAACAACCCACAAAGCUUUUUUCUGUUUAGCUCGAUGUGUGCCUGACUCAGCUACAUUGUACUCGCUGCAGUUUAUUUUCACCACUCAUUAAAGCCUUAGAGACUGAAAGGACUGGUUUGACAUUUCAGAAAAUACGUUAAUUCACUUUUUGCAGAGAGUCAGAGGAGAGGAUCAAUACUACUCUCACAUUUGUCUGCUCAAUAUCAAGCAAAAGCUGGGACCUACUAAGCAGGGGGAAGUAGCUAGCCUGGCUCUAUCCAAAGGUGUCUGACUCAUAGAUGUAUAAAGAGAACUGGACACUGCAUUAGAGGCAGGGCCCGUUCAUUCCUAUAGAAGUUGCUCAGUGGUGCUUGACGCCAAAAAAAUUCGACUUCCUAGAUAACCUGCAUCAUUGGGCCGACAGAGCAAGCCACAGAUGUAUAAUAAGGAGUAGAUACCAGACCACAAGAUGGCCUAUUCAGUCCAAUAAACUGCUCAACUGGCGCAUGCACCCAAAAGUUUCUAGCUUCCAGGUUUACUUCCACGUUACGCGGCCCACUGAAUAUGCUCAGUAGUGUUUACAUUAUAGACUUUACGUUAUGAUGAUGUCACAGAUUUUUAAAUGGAUUUUCUCAGCUCCAGGAAAGUUUUACAAAUAUAAAAUCUCCAUGGAUUAAAAGAUUCGGAAUUGACCUUGUUUGCAGUUUGAGAUGUCCUGUCAACAGUUUUACAGAUGUUUCUUGUACAUCGGUUGUCUAUGGGAAAAAUGUUUUUCGUGGGCUGCAGGAGAUUUUUUAGCUGCAGUACUGCAAGUGGACACUGGCUGCGAGGCUGAGCAGUGUUCCUGGGGGCCUGGAACAAGCGCACUACAAACUUUCGUGAGCAGAGCAGCAACUUCUGCCAGCCGAAUUCUAAUUUCAAGUUUAGCUCUCCGCUAACCUGAACAGAAAUACAAUUAUUUAAUGGUUUAGCUCUUUUAUCGGGACUGAAUGGAUCAAAUCCCUCUAGUGAAAUUAGUAAUUUUGCAGAGGUUGUGAUGCCUCUAAAACUUCGACGUCUCUUUCACAAUGUAAUUCUAUUGAAAAAAGUCUUUUUGGGUUGAAUGGCAUCACGUGACGGACCUAGAAGUUGUAAUUCCACUGGCCUCUAUAAAAAUUGCCUGGCACACUUCCUGGGGGCUUGGCCUAACUUCUGUUACACAACUCAGAAGUUGUGGUUUCACCUCUGUGCUCAGCACAGAGCUAGGCUAGCUGUUUUUAUUUAUUUAUUUAUUGUCUUUAGGCUAGGCUACGCCAACCAGCUGCUGGCUGUAGCUUCAUAUCUAGUAAACAGGUAUGAUAGUAGUAUUGCCAAAAGUUCAUUAACAUUAUUUCCAAAAUGUCAAACUAUUCCUUUAAAUUAUUUAAAUCCCUUUAUCUAAUUUGUCGAGAUAAUUGAAGAGACAGUUGGACCUGAUUUAGGCUAAAUAAAUGGUGAGCUUUCAUCAAAAGAAACCUGAGUGCAGGCUGCAGUGACAGGUAGGAGAUAAUCUAAGUUUCUUUUCCCCAGAAUUGAGGACAUAACUGAUUCGCUGUUUGUGUUCAGGAAAGGAAAGGUAGGCCCUUGUAAUGUCUUUGCAAGGUGCAGCUAAAGUCAAAGAAGAUUACAACUGCAGGAGAUUCACACAACAUGAAACAAGCAUGCAUACAUAUCAGCACACACACACACACACACACACACACUGAUGUUGUCCUGGAGAUGUCUGACAGAUGCUAUUUUAUAUCAUUAUUGUUUUUUCAAUCAUUCCAUCGCUGGUUGGGCUUAAAGAUCAGAGACAGCCGGCCUGUAUCGCUGGUGUGGCUGACAGUUUGUCUGAUUGGUUGGUUGUUAGUUUGCCUUAUAGUGGCGUAUAUUGUGUUAAUGCUGGUCUUGGGGGUUAUCAGAUCAACAGAACGAACAGUGUUAAAGUAGAACACACGGCUCGAGAUGGAAAUCCACUGGUGUUGUGACACAAAGCGAGCCUGGGGAAAUUCAUUUCAGGUCAGGUGGGGAGAGUCGAGGCUCCUCACUGGUGGACUUUGAAAUCAAACAUCACUGAAUCGGCUCUGAGCCCUUCCCGAGACUCAUCUUUUGUGUUCUGAUCUCCUGUGUAUGCAUACAGUAUAUGUAUCUUUUUGCCUUGAUUGAUUAUGAAGAAAAUAUAUCUAUUUUUUGUAACUGUUCUCUGAUGUGCCAUAACUCAUGUUUUCUUGCACACUGUUAAUAUUUUGUGGAUAUUGCUGUUAAAAAGAUGAUAUUGAGAAGUAGAUAACAUUAAUAAAAAGAU
Epinephelus moara (kelp grouper) is the source of this 7174-nucleotide messenger RNA. RefSeq names its product guanine nucleotide binding protein (G protein), gamma 7 (gene gng7). The record is from RefSeq and is a predicted model, not a curated record. Gene Ontology annotation, cellular component: heterotrimeric G-protein complex. NCBI's taxonomy places the organism in Eukaryota, Metazoa, Chordata, Actinopteri, Perciformes, Serranidae. The transcript has 4 exons. Gene Ontology annotation, molecular function: G-protein beta-subunit binding. Bases 281 to 487 code for a protein of 68 amino acids. Gene Ontology annotation, biological process: G protein-coupled receptor signaling pathway.